Pedinophyceae sp. YPF-701 is the source of this 765-nucleotide messenger RNA. The record is from the annotation of a GenBank genome assembly. NCBI's taxonomy places the organism in Eukaryota, Viridiplantae, Chlorophyta, Pedinophyceae.
AUGACGGACAUCGCGGACAUGGUGGAUUCGGCCGUGAUGGACGACCUGGAGGACAGGUUCCAGCUCGCGGCAGACUACCUGCCCUCGAUCGUGGAGCGGGUCCCUGACGCUCAGAAGCUCGAGAUGUACGGCUUCUACAAGCAGGCGAUGGAGGGACAGUGCGGGGCCCCGAAACCAGGGAUGUUCGACUUCAAGGGGAAGGCGAAGUGGGAAGCGUGGAGCAAGCUGGGCGACAUGGGGAAGUACGAGGCGAUGUUGGGCUACGUCGAGACCCUCACCAGCAUAGAACCGCACUGGGAGGCCAACAUUGAGGAAGCUCAAGGGAAGCCGAAGAAGGCCUACGGACCCGUAUUUAGUAGUCUUAUAGCUCACGACGACGACGACGACGACGAGCCUCCGGAGGGGUCGACGCCGCUCCACAACGCCGUGCGCACCGGCGACCUAGCUGCGGUGCAGCGGGAACUCCAGCGCGACCCGCAACAGGCGAGCGCUGCGGACGUCGAGGGGUACACUCCGCUGCACCUCGCGGCGGACAGCGGCGCGGAGGACGUCGUGCGUGCGCUGCUGGCCAGCGGUGCUGACGCCAAUGCCCGGGACGCCGAAGGGCAGACCCCGCUGCACUGCGCGGUGCUGGGCGAGCACGAGGGCGUGACGCGCGCGCUGCUGGACUGCGGAGGCGACGCCGGCGCCCCGGACAACGCCGGCGAGACGCCAGCGGCCGGCGCGCCCGCGGCUUGGGCGAGCUGGCUUGCGUCGGGUGCCUGA